CAGCAGCAGCAGGAAGUCGGUGGGCCCCUUCCGGGGGCUGAGGCCUCUUGCUCUCCGAGGGGAGAACACUGGACACUACCCCACGCAACUCCCAUUUCUGGGCCCCGAGUGUGUUCAUGGCGAAGUCCCCGGAGAACUCUGCCCUGGAGGAGAUUCUGGGGCAGUAUCAACGGAGUCUCCGGGAACGUGCCAGUAGAAGCAUUCACCAAUUGAAAUGUGCCCUGAGAGAAGGUGAUGUCACUAUUGGAGAAGAUGUAAUGGAUCCUUCUUUUAGUACCAGUGUAGGAAAUGAGGAUGCUGGGAAUGCCUGGCGUGAACUGCAACACAGCCAUGCUGUUAAUCAACUCAAAGCUUUGCUAUGCCAACAAGCAACUAAGGAAAGUGAGGUAUCUCCAAGAAGACGAAAAUUGUCCCCUUUGAAAUCAUCAGAAUAUGAGGAAACCGAUAUGCCUGCUCAACACAAUUUUGUUCCCAUCAUCAGUGACCAGUCUCAAUACAUUCAUCAUUUAGAGGCAGAAGUCAAGUUCUGUAAGGAGGAACUCUCUGGAAUGAAAAAUAGGGUACAAGUAAUUGUGCUUGAAAAUGAAAGGCUCCAACAAGAGCUGAAAUCUCAAAGGCAAGAGGAAGCAAUGAGGGAACAAACACUUCUGGAUGCAUCUGGAAACAUACAGAAUUCUUGGAUUACAACAGGUGAAGAUUCUAGGGUGGAUGAAGCUGCCAAGAGAUCAUUUUCCCAUGGCAAUGCAUAUAUUAUCAAAGCUGCAUCUGCUAGUGAGGCUGAAAAAUGGAAACUAGAACUGGAGAGACUAAAACUUACUUAUGAGGAAAAGAGUGAAAUCCUGGAAUCUCAAUUGAUGUUUUUGAGGAAAGACCUAGUUGAAUAUCAGAAAAAUUGUGAAGAUCUUAAAGAGCGACUAAAGCAUAAAGAGUCUCUUCUUGCUGCUAAUAUUUCUAACCGUGUUGGUGGUCUUUGUUUGAAAUGUGCUCAGCAUGAAGCUGUUCUUUCCCAAACCCAUAAUAAUGUUCACAUGCAGACCAUUGAAAGACUGUCUAAAGAAAGAGAUGACUUAAUGUCUGCACUAGUUUCCGCGAGGAGAAGCUUGACCGAGGUGCAGCAAAGAGAAGUAAGUGCUUAUGAGCAGGUGAAACACGCUGUGCAAAUGACUGAGGAGGCCAACUUUGAGAAAACCAAGGCUUUAAUCCAGUGCGAACAGUUGAAGAAUGAACUGGAGAGGCAGACAGAGCGACUUGAGAAAGAACUCGCAUCUCAGCAAGAAAAAAGAGCCUUUGAGAAAGAGAUGAUGAAAAGAGAAAUGACAAAAGAAAGAGAGGACAUGGGCUCAAAGAUGUUGACCCUAUCUCAGAGUAUUGCCCAACUGGAGGCUCAGGUGGAAAAGAUUACAAGAGAGAAGAUUUCAGCUGUUAAUCAACUAGAGGAAAUUCAAAACCAGCUUGCUUCCCGGGAAAUGGAUGUCACAAAGGUGUGUGGAGAAAUGCGCUAUCAAUUGAAUAAAACCAAAAUGGAGAAGGAUGAGGCAGAAAAGGAGCACAGAGAGUACAGAACAAAAACUAAAAGGGAUCUUGAAAUUAAAGAUCAGGAAAUAGAGAAAUUGAGUUUAGAACUGAGUGAAAGCAAGCAGCGCUUGGAACAGGGGCAGCAGAAGGCAAGCCAGGCCAGAGAGGAGUGCCUGAAACUGACAGAACUGCUGGGCAAAUCUGAGCACCAACUGCACCUCACCAGACUGGAAAAAGAUAGCAUUCAGCAGAGCUUUAGCAACGAUGCAAAGGCCCAAGCCCUUCAGGCCCAGCAAAGAGAGCAGGAGCUGACACAGAAGAUACAGCAAAUGGAGGCCCAGCAUGACAAAACUGAAAAUGAACAGUAUUCAUUGCUGACCUCCCAGAAUUCAUUUCUGACAAAGUUAAAGGAAGAGUGCUGCACAUUAGCCAAGAAACUGGAACAAAUCUCUCAGAAAAGCAGAUCUGAAAUAGCUCAGCUCAGUCAAGAAAAAAGGUAUACAUAUGACAAACUGGAAAAGUUACAGAGAAGAAAUGAUGAAUUGGAGGAACAGUGUGUCCAGCAUGGGAGACUACAUGAGAUAAUGAAGCAAAGGCUAAAGCAACUAGACAAGCACAGCCAGGCCACAGCCCAGCAGCUGGUGCAGCUCCUCAGCAAGCAGAACCAGCUUCUGCUGGAGAGACACCUGUCUGAAGACGUGGGACGUCUGAGAUCCCAGUUACCCAGCAUGCCACAAUCUGAUUGCUGACCUGGAUGAAACAGUGAAAUAAACGAUUUACAAAGAGAUAUUUACAUUCAUCUGAUUUAUACGUAAUAUGCCACAAUGCACCGCGACCUUCCCAGUGGACCCCACCUUAGACUGCAGCGGGCUGCGUCGUCACCGCCACAUUCGUUGCCAAGCGGUCCCUGCAGGAUGGAUGGGCUGGAGCUGAAGUCUGACACUAGAUGAGGAGACCUCCUGGUGUAUGUUUUCAGAAAAGGCUCGAAGUUAUUAUGUUUUUAUAUCUGCUCAUUUGUAUGCUUUGUUACACAUGUGAAUUUCAAUAAAUGAAUUUUUUGAAGACUUGAAAUGUUUCCUUUUUAUCUUGUAGUGAUGAAAAAAACACACCAAAAAAAGGCACAUAUUUUAACUAGGCUAAAGGGUAUUAAGGACCAAACCUUUUUUCCUGCCAUUCAUGUCUCUUUCCCUCUUGGAGAGAUCUAUAUAUAUUAUCCUUCAACUUUAUUUGCUUUUAAUCAACAGCCCAUAAGACUCCAUUAUUUAUCAUCCUGCUAAUUUGUGCACAAUCAGAAGACACCAGGAAGCACUAGGCAUUAUCCUCUCCACUCUGUUAACACCAAAAACAGACAAAAAGCAUCUUUGGCUUGGUGGUGUCAUGUUUCUUCUUCAAUAUGCAGUAAUUGAGAGGAGGCUAAAAAUGUACUCAGUGAAAUUACAAAAUUUACUAAGAGUUCUAUCAAACAUCUGUACACAGAUCAUUUUAGCUUAACAUAGUAUUUCUACUAUACACAAUUAAGCCCUCAAGUGCGUUAAAGUAAUAAAAAAUGGGCGCUGCAAGUGUUGUGUUGUCCUUGAGGAUGACAAUGGAACACUAAGGGCAAGGCUGCAGUCGGGACAAGUCCCUGACCCCAGGCUGUUCUCCCUGGCACAGAUCUGUCACCAUCAUCACAUCACAUCCUCCUCCUCCUCCUCAUCAUGGCCUCUCAGAAGGAUGUGGAUUAGGCUCUGGAGGCAGUGGGAUGAUACACCCGCAAAGACCAUUGAGUCUCUUGAGCAUGGACAAGGUUCAAGCCUGAAAGAACAGAACUUCCAUUCAGAUUCAGAAGUUUUUUUUGAUUUCAUCAAGUGUGCUAGACAUAAAGGAUGUCACAUAAGAUAUAUUAAUUGUCCCUAAUUCUGUUUCAGGAACAGUAAAUAAAUUACACAAUAUUCUAAAAAUAGCACCUUUAAAGAAUUAUAGAGGUCACUUUAUGUUAGCCUCCUGGAUCUGUCAACCCCAGUGGUUUUGAGAGAAGAGCACAUGUAAGAAUGCCCUCCAGUUUGGUUGUGUGACAUACACAUACAUGCGUGACCAACUUUGGUCCCAAAGCCGUUCCUCUAUCUGGCUUGAGUCACAGAAGCAAAGCCAAGCUUCUACAAUAGUAUAUAGGUUUAUGAGGUAAAAUCAGAAAAAUGACCCUAGGUAAAUCAGACUGUAGUCCAACCAUCCUACCCAUCUGUUACCCACGUUUCAGUUGGUUAAUUUGCCACGACGUUUUAAAAAUAUACUCUAAGAAAGGAAGUAUGCAGCGCAACACAUGAUCAGGAAGACAUUACUGAUGAGCUACAUUCCUUAAGAAUUCUGGGUCCGAACCACCUGGUGCGAGGACUGUUAGGGGCUUAACAAAUCUCAAAAAAUACUUAUUCUAUAUCUCCAGCUUCACAGAUCUCUCCUAAACCCAUUGUUGGGAAGUCAGCAUCCCCCGCUCUGGAAGCAGCCCUUCAUCAAAGUUUGUACAGUUGCACUACUGCCAUUUUAUUGAAGUAAUAAAAUAAAUCCUGUGUGUGUUUUGAGCUACAAGAAAUUUACAUACUUUCCUGUCACACUUUAUAUAGACUGGGUUAAUACCAGGUGACGCUAUUAAUCUUUUUUUUUUU
Messenger RNA from Physeter macrocephalus (sperm whale), 4154 nucleotides. RefSeq names its product SHH signaling and ciliogenesis regulator SDCCAG8 (gene SDCCAG8). Gene Ontology annotation, cellular component: centrosome; centriole. The record is from RefSeq and is a predicted model, not a curated record. NCBI's taxonomy places the organism in Eukaryota, Metazoa, Chordata, Mammalia, Artiodactyla, Physeteridae. Gene Ontology annotation, biological process: neuron migration; establishment of cell polarity; tube formation.